AUGUGGAAAGGAUAUCUUUCAACUCACUUACAUCCUAAAAACAUAAACUACCUGCUCAGGGAACUUACUCACACUCUUCCAAUCCUGAAUUAUAAUCAUACUUUAAAACAACCUUUACUCCUGAACAACUACUUCAGUUUCCACACUGCUAGUUCUGAAGAAACAUACUUACUUUCAGCUACCACUUCAGUUGAGCAACUACUUCGGUUACCUUCAGUUACAACAACUGCAGUUCCUGAAACAACAACUACAGCUUCCGCAACUGCAGUUCCUGAAACAACUACUUCAGUUUCCACAACUGCAGUUCCUGAAACAACUACUUCAGUUUCCACAACUGCAGUACCUGAAACAACUACUUCAGUUUCCACAACUGCAGUUCCUGCAACAACUACUUCACUUAACACAACUUCAGUUCCUGAAACAACUUCAGUUACAAAAACUUCCGUUCCUGAAAUUACUACUUCAGUUUCCACAACUGCAGUUCCUGCAACAACUACUUCAGUUACCACAACUUCAGUUCCUGAAACAACUUCAGUUACAACUUCAAUUACAAAAACUUCCGUUCCUGAAGCAACUACUUCGGUUACUAUAACUUCAGUUCCUAACACGACUACUUCAGUUACCACAGCUUCAGUUCCUGAAACAAGUAUAACUUUAGAAACCACAACUAUAAUUCUUGAAACAAGUACUGCAGUUACAACUUCAUUUCCUGAAAAAACUAGUUCCGUUACCACAACUUCACUUCAUGAAACAACUACAUUAGUUCCUGAAAAUACUACUUCAAUUACCACAACUUCAGUUCCUGAAUCAUCUACUUUAGUUACAACUUCAGUUCCUGAAACAACUACCUCAGUUACCACAACUUUAGUUCCUGAAACAACUACUUCAGUUACCACAACUUCAGUUCCUGAAACAACUACUUCAGUUCCUGAAACAACUACUGCUUUAGAAACUACAACUCCCCAUGAUACAAGUACUGAUUCAUUUACCACAACUUCAGUUCCUGCUGUAGUUACUACAACUACACUUGCUGAAACAACUUCAGCUCAAAUUACAGGUACCAUUUUCUUUACUAAAACCACCUUAGUUCCUGAAACAAGUACUUAUUCUACUACUACAACCACAACACAGACAAGGACUACUCCAUUUACCUUAGCAUCAGUUCCUAAAACUAGUACUAAUUCAGAUAGCACAAUUUCAACCUCUAGGACUAUAGUUACUGAAACAAGCACCAUUUCAGUAAAUACAACUCCGGUUCAUGACAUAAACACUACUUCAGUUUCCACAUCUUUAACUGCUGAAACAAGUGAUACUUCAAUUACCACAACUUCAUUUCCUGAAAUUAGUACUACUUCGGCUACCAUAACUUUAAUUCCUGAAACACGUUCGAUUCCAGCUAUUUCAACCACAUCAGUACCACAGACAAGUACUACUUUUGUUGCUACUACGACUCCACUGCUUAUAAGUACCACUAUUUCAGAUAUCACAACGACUUCAGUUCCCGAAACAAGUACUACUUCGGUUCCCACAACGACUUCAGUUGUUGAAACAAGUACUACUUUGGUUCCCACUUCUAUUCCUGAAACAAGUACAACUUCGGUUCCCACGACUUCAGUCCCUGAAACAAGUACUACUUGUCUCCCACAAAGUACUACUUUGGAUGCCACAACUUCAGUCCCUGAAACAAGUACUACUUUGGUUACCACAACUUCUAUUCCUGAAACAAGUACUACUUCGGUUCCCACAACGUCUUCAGUUCCUGAAACAAGUACAACUUCGGCACCCACAACUUCAGUUCCUGAAACAAGUACUGCUUCGGUUCCCACAACUUCAGUUGCUGAAACAAGUACUACUUUUGUUCCCACGACUUCAGUUCGUGAAACAAGUACUCCUUCGGUUCCCAUGACUUCAGUUACUGAGAUAAGUACUUCAGCUCCUACAACGACUUUAGUUCCUGAAAUAAGUAAUUUUGACCUUGACGACCAGAACGACUUCAGUUCCCGAAACAAGUAUUUCUUUAGAUUUUACGACUUCAGUACCUGACACAAGUACUACUUCAGCUCGCCUGACCACUUCGGCCGAACCAACAGGAAAUGCUUCAGUUACAAGUACGACUGUAGUGCCAAUAUUCACUACAACCACAGCUACC
This is a messenger RNA of Penaeus vannamei (Pacific white shrimp), 2149 nucleotides long. NCBI's taxonomy places the organism in Eukaryota, Metazoa, Arthropoda, Malacostraca, Decapoda, Penaeidae. The record is from RefSeq and is a predicted model, not a curated record.